This is a messenger RNA of Bombyx mandarina (wild silkworm), 813 nucleotides long. RefSeq lists its product as uncharacterized. Lineage: Eukaryota; Metazoa; Arthropoda; Insecta; Lepidoptera; Bombycidae. The record is from RefSeq and is a predicted model, not a curated record.
AUGGUUAGUGUAAGACAAUUUGAUGAAAAGUUUAUUUGGAAGCCCCUGCACAGGGGGCUUUCUUUUCCACAUUUGAUAAUGGAAAAACAUUCCCGUGGCAAAGGAAAAAACAAAAAAGCGGCACCGAAAGCGAAAACACCGAAGAAACGAACAAGCGAAGGCCCAACCUGUUCCUUAUUCUUGGCUGAACUAACUAGAAAGCUGGCGUCCAAAAAGAAAGAAGAGGAGGAAAAGCCUAAGAACAUCAUCCAAACAAUAAUAGAAAGUAUCACAAACGCAUUACCCAUAAAACUAUCAAGAAGGACGACUCCGCCCAAAAAGGAAUCGCCUAUGAAAAUUGAAACAUUACAAAAAUUUGCUCCUGAAUUGGUACCAAAGAAUACUGUUGAAAUAGUUUCGAUACCAAAUCAAGUUUUAGAAAUUAUAGAAGCAGAGAAAGCAGUGGAUAAUGUUAUUUCUAUGACAGAAGUUUCAGUAACAGAAACGAUCGCGAAGAACUCUUCCUUCAAAAUUCCUAAAAUGCCAUUGGUUAACAGUGAAGUUCUUAAAAACGCGAUUGAGAAAAGAAAGAAGUCUUUAAUGAAGGACGCGUCUAUGAAUACAAACACGGAUCACGAUAUUGCCGCUGAGUUGACUAAGCACGUUGGAACCCUGCGAAAGAUAUCUCUGAUAGCUGAAGAGUUUAAUAAAAAAACUGCGAAAAACUUGAAAGAAAUCGUUGAUAGCGUCCAAGAAGAAUUAAUACAGAAAUUAGAAGAAAUCAAAGCAAAACAAAAACCAGGAGCAGUACACAUAGAAACUGUGAGGGAAUAA